GGGAACCUUCAUUCUGCAUCAGUAAGCUUUGAACAAAGUGAGUGCAUUUGCUUGUGAGAAGAAGAGAGGCUAAGAUGAUUACUGAGGCUGUUGUUUCCUUUGUGGUAGAAAAAAUCGGUGAUUUCCUUGUCCACCAAGGAUCCACCCUCUUCGAAGUCCAUGAUCAGAUCGAGUGGAUCAAAGCAGAAUUGGAGUGGAUGCAGGACUUCUUAAAAGAUGCAGACACCAAACAAAAUGACGCGAGGGUGAAGAGAUGGGUGGCUACUGUAAGAGACAUUGCCUACAAAGCAGAGGAAGUCUUCGACAACUUCAUCCUUCAAAUAGAACAAAGCGGGAGAAGAGAGUACCUCAACCACAAGCUAGGGAAGGAGAUCGAAGAGAUAAAGAAUGAACUCACUGAGAUCAUUCGGAGAAGAAAGACUUACGGCAUUGAAAAUCUCAACAACAGUGGAGAAGGAAGCAGUUCCAUGAGCGAAAGUUUGCGAGAGCAGAGGCGGACCUCACCUUUACUAGAAGAUACAGAAGUCGUUGGCUUCCAAGACGACAUAAAAAGCUUGGUGGAACGGUUGAUCGAGGGUGAGUCGUGGCGAUGUGUGAUUUCUAUAGUCGGAAUGGGUGGUCUCGGCAAGACUACUCUUGCAAGGAAAGUUUAUAGUCAUGUGAUGUUAAGAAGCAUUUCCAUGGUUGCGCAUGGAUAUAUGUAUCUCAAGAAUAUGAUGUGAGGGAUCUUCUGCAGAGCAUUAUAAGAUGUUUUAUGAUUCUCACUACAGAACAUCUUCAGAUGAAUGUCACUCAGUUGAAGGAGGAGCUUUUCAAGCAUUUGAAGGCAAUAAGAUACUUUCUGGUGUUAGAUGAUAUUUGGAAGACCGAAGCAUGGAAUGCUUUAGCGACUGCUUUUCCAGAUGUGAAUAAUGGAAGUUGAGUCCUACUUACCACUCGCAACAAAGAAGUAGCUUCAUUUGCAGAUGCCCGGAGCUAUCUUCAUGAGCUGCAACUUCUAGGAGAACACGAGAGCUGGAAAUUAUUUUGCAAGAAGACAUUCGUAGAACAGGAUAGCAGUUGCCCCACGAAUUUAGUGGAGCUG
This is a messenger RNA of Magnolia sinica, 1084 nucleotides long. RefSeq names its product putative disease resistance protein At1g50180. The record is from RefSeq and is a predicted model, not a curated record. Gene Ontology annotation, molecular function: ADP binding. The transcript has 2 exons. Lineage: Eukaryota; Viridiplantae; Streptophyta; Magnoliopsida; Magnoliales; Magnoliaceae. Bases 75 to 722 code for a protein of 215 amino acids.